CAUUCAGCCAUCGUGAGAUUUCUGUGUAUUGAGCGGUCGUUAGAACGGUCGAAAUGUCUAUAAACGGGUCUUUCCAGGCACAACUUUCUUCAAUUAUGGAGACGCUGACGACAUCUGCCGUUGCAGAGAUUACAAAACUGGUCGAUUACAGUUCUGCCCUUCUAUUCUCUGAGAUAUCCCGACAACGGGGAGAGAACGAUGCUCUUCGGAAGGCAUUGCACUGUAUGCAAAUCGAGUUCAGGACCGAGAGACCAAAGCGGCGCAACCCUUCUGUUGACAUAUCUUUAGAAGUUCAGCUUUGCGACGAGAUCCAGAAUAAUAAAGCGGUGGGGGACCAGUGGUUUCCGGACAAGCAGUUGGCUGUGAGUGAGAGGCACGAAGUGGGAGAAACCAGUGCACCGCAGCGCAGCACAGUGAAGGAGGAGUGUCCUGAUGUGAAACAGAUCAUUUUACAAACAGACCCUGAAGGUGAGGACAGGCCGGAGGAGGUUGUGGAGACUAGUCACCUGGACAGGCCGGAGGAGGUUGUGGAGGCUAGUCACCUGGAGGAAGUAGAGCACAUCAGUGGAGAAGAAAAUGGUUGCCUGUCCCUAGAAAAUGAUUUCCAGGCCAUGGACGAGAACCAGUCGGAGGCGCACCACAGCUCCACCGCAGAGCCCGAGGAAGAAGACACCAGCCAAGGCUUCAGCCAGGAGCUGGAGAUGUGGGUCAAGUCUGAGCCGGGAUCGGAGAGCGACACGGUCAGCUUCACCCCCAGUGACGCAGAAAACAAGAUAGUCGACCACCUCACGGCCAGGGAAAUGCACGCCUGUUCGUACUGCAACAAACUCUUCAACUACUGUAGCCAACUGAUAAUCCACGAGCGGGUUCACACGAGGGAGAGGCCGUUCGUCUGCAAACAGUGCGGCAAGGGUUUCUCCCAGAUCAACAACCUCAAGAAACACCAGCUCUCUCACAGGGGAGGGGAGGGUGAGCACGAGUGUGAGGAGUGUGGCAAGGCGUUCCGUCACGCUCAGAGUCUGAAGAAUCAUAUGGCAGCCGCUCACGGCUUCGGCACGAGGUUGGACUGCGAGACGUGCGGCAAGACGUUUUACAAUAAGAGCGCUCUCAUCGCACACUCGACCAGUCACAGCAGGGCUUUCGGCUGCGAGAUAUGCGGGAAGGCUUUCGGUACGAAGCAGACUCUUAAGACCCACCGGUUUACUCACACGGGGGAGCGUCCGUUCAUCUGCAACUACUGCGGCAAGAGCUUUGCCUACCUCUGUAACCUUAAAACUCACGAGAGGGUUCACACUGGGGAGAAGCCCUUUGGCUGUGAGCGGUGUGGCAGGUGUUUCACUCAGAAACACUGCGUGGAGAAACACCUGUGUAAAGCUUAAGGAGCUAUAGAAAUACAAAGUAACUGCAGCAAACUACCGUUGGCACAAAAUGCUCCAUGGCCGUAACAUUCUAAUCUGCAUUCUGACUAGGAUGUUGUGGUCUUGUAGCCUGGGUACCAGUGUGUUUAGCUAACGUUCCACUCUUUGUGUCAUGUGCCAUAGAGACUGGCCUUUCUUCAAUCUCAGCGUUCAAUAUGCAGCUGGAUUUUGCGAGGAGUUGCUAAUUGGUUGUUGGAAAUAACGUGAUUGUUUGGCAGAGUACAAGGAGUGGUAUGUUAGCUAAACAGACUGGUACGCAGGCUAGUGGUCUUGUGCCAUCAUGGGGGAAAUUCUAAACCUAAAACCAAGUUUGUUGAAUUCUGCGUACUCUAUUGCUAUGUUGAGGAGACUUGAGUGUCUCAAGUAAAGUGUCUACAUGUGUGUGGCACAGAUUGACCUGUGCAUACAUUUAUUAUUUUUUAAAUAAUAUCACAUUGUUAUUUUAGGUAAUUUUAUCACUGUUUAGUUCAAUUUUAGCUGACAUUUAAUUUUUAAGAUUACAAAGUACAUCGACAGUGACUACUACAACUUCUAUCAUUACUGUGGCUGUAACAACAGUGUGAGGGGGUUGACACACCAAGCUUCUAAAUCAAAUCACCCCUUCACAUUCUGAUUGGACAGAAAUAGAUCUCCCCCUGUUUAGUUAAGUUUCUCUCAAAGUUUAUUGGUUGUCACUAGCUUCCACAGCCACAAUGUCAUAAACCCUGCCUGUUUCUACAAUGUAUCUUCUUAAAGUUAGAUUUUAAACCUAACCAAACUGCUAACCUUAUGCCUAACCCUAACCUUAACAU
Coregonus clupeaformis (lake whitefish) is the source of this 2209-nucleotide messenger RNA. Its product is annotated as zinc finger protein OZF-like. Lineage: Eukaryota; Metazoa; Chordata; Actinopteri; Salmoniformes; Salmonidae. Gene Ontology annotation, molecular function: DNA-binding transcription factor activity, RNA polymerase II-specific; RNA polymerase II cis-regulatory region sequence-specific DNA binding. The coding region runs from base 54 to 1379 and encodes 441 amino acids. Gene Ontology annotation, cellular component: nucleus. The transcript is spliced from 4 exons. The record is from RefSeq and is a predicted model, not a curated record. Gene Ontology annotation, biological process: regulation of transcription by RNA polymerase II.